CAAGGGGCCCCUCCCCUCCUGCCUGCCAGUCAGGCCCAGCCGCCCAGGCCUGGGGAGCUGGGAGAGAGCGUAGAGGCCAAAGGCUGUAGGUGACUCAGGUGUCUGCAGGAAUUUUAGAAGAAGAGGGCGGCCAUCCCCGAACUGAUUCUGAAGGUGGGGCCAGGAGAGGCCAAAGCAGAGGGUGAAAGGAGCAUCAUCAGCCACCAGCUUCAGCCAGGUUUGAGGAAGAUCUUUGUGCCACCCACCCUAGAAGCAGAUGUCACUAACAAAGUCCUUAACCCUCUACCCAAGGAGACCCUAAGCACCCAGGAACCCCCAGACUAUUUGAUCUGCUUGUCUGGAAAACACAGUCAGCAGGUUUAUGGCUAGCAGGCCUCUGCCCCCCAGAUGCCAAGAGGAGGAGACUGCCAAAGACUCAGGGCCGAAACCACCACCACCGCGACCAGGGUGCCUGCCCAGCAUUGAUGAGGCCCGACCUGUAGGUCUGGGCCCCGCUUCCCGACGUGGCUCUGUGCUGGGCCCAGCCAUGUCCUCCUCACGCCGCAACUCACUGGUGGGGCCAGGCGCGGGUCGCCGACAAUCCCUGUGCCCCGUGCCCCCUCUAGGUUCACGGAUCAGCUUCUCCGGGCUGCCCCUGGCGCCCACCCGCCGGGUGGCACCCUCGUACCGCACGGAGCCCGCGCCUGGAGAGCGCUGGGAAGCCGAGCGUGCACAGCGCGUCCUAGAAGCGGCACUGGCUGCGGGGCUGCGCAAUGCAUCCUACUCCGGCCACGAAGCCGGGCCGCUGGCGCGGGAGCUGUGCGAGCAGGUGCACCUGCGCCUGCGUGAGCUCAGCCCACCGCGCUACAAGCUGGUGUGCAGCGUGGUGCUGGGGCCACGUGCCGGCCAGGGCGUGCGCGUGGUCAGCCGCGCGCUCUGGGACACGGCGUGUGAUGGGCUGGCCUCUGCCGCCUUCACCAACUCCUCGCUCUUCGCCGUGGCUACCGUCCAUGGGCUCUACUGUGAGUGAGGAAGCCCCCAACUUCUGCAAAACGGUUUAUUAUCCCAGGAGGAGGCCCUCCCCAGGGCUACAUCCCCAUAAAUAAAUGUCUGUCAAUAAAUAAAAGUGGUCCAUA
This is a messenger RNA of Choloepus didactylus (southern two-toed sloth), 1115 nucleotides long. RefSeq names its product dynein light chain Tctex-type 4 (gene DYNLT4). NCBI's taxonomy places the organism in Eukaryota, Metazoa, Chordata, Mammalia, Pilosa, Megalonychidae. The transcript has 3 exons. Gene Ontology annotation, cellular component: cytoplasm; cytoplasmic dynein complex. Bases 362 to 1009 code for a protein of 215 amino acids. Gene Ontology annotation, molecular function: dynein intermediate chain binding. Gene Ontology annotation, biological process: microtubule-based movement. The record is from RefSeq and is a predicted model, not a curated record.